Molecule: messenger RNA, 1569 nt
Organism: Cucumis sativus (cucumber)
Lineage: Eukaryota; Viridiplantae; Streptophyta; Magnoliopsida; Cucurbitales; Cucurbitaceae
Product: protein TIFY 6B
Exons: 7
Coding region: 186-1208 (340 amino acids)
Biological process (GO): response to wounding; regulation of jasmonic acid mediated signaling pathway; regulation of defense response
Cellular component (GO): nucleus
Source: RefSeq, a predicted model, not a curated record
UUUAUUUAUUUUUAAAAUGAAAAGACGUGCUUCUCUUGCUUUGCCUCUUUUUUAAAUUUUAAUUUCCUUUUCGUUUUUUUUGAUAUAAAACAAUCGAAAUUUCUCUCUUUCUUUUUCCCUCCUUGUGUGUGUAGAGAAUUUUCAUGGUUUAGAAGAACGAGAGUUUUAAUUUUACAGAUUUCCAAAUGGAGUGGGAUUUUUUGGGUUUGAAUUCCAAGAAUGUGGCCAUGCCUUUGCCUAUGCCUUUGAAGGAAGAAUUUCAAGACAAUUCUAAGAAUUCAGCAAUGGUGAGUGGUUCUUCAAGUAUGCAAUGGUCAUUCUCAAACAAGGUUUCUGCUGUUCCACAAUUGCUGUCUUUCAAGGCUUCUCAAGAUGAGAGGCAAAGGAAAAUCACUGCUGACCCACUCGUCUCUUCAGACAUUCAUAGGCCAUAUUCUUCUAAGAAUGUAGCUUCAGAUAAGAAGCCUGUAAACCAGUAUGCAAUGGCAGUUAAUUACCCUUUCCAAAAUGCCGAGGCCCUUUCGCUUCAUCGUUCACAAGAUGUGAAAAUGUUUCCAAUUUCCAACCAAGCACCAGUUCCAAUGGCUUUCAAUGUGCCAGUAUUUCAAUCCCAUUUGGUUUCUUCUCCUCAACCUAUGGUUGGUUCCAAUGUUAACUUGCAGCCAUUUGGUGGGGUUCCAAUUGCAACCUCCCUUUCGGUUCCUUUUACCAGCUCUGUUGGUACAACUGAGUUAAGGAAUGUUUCAAAACCUCCCGGUUCGAUGGCGCAGCUUACAAUCUUUUAUGCUGGAUCCGUGUGUGUUUAUAAUGAUAUAUCUCCUGAGAAGGCUCAGGCUGUUAUGCUUUUAGCUGGCAGUGGUGGGCUGCCUCAAACACAAAACAACAUACUUUCCACAGGUCAAGUGAAGGCAUCAUUUGCUGGAGAAAAUUUCCAAGGAAUGCCACACCUUGAGCUAUCUACUGCGACUAAACCUAUAAAAACCUCAGCUUCUCAUCCCAAGCAUUCUGAAACUCCCAUCGAUGCCUGUUCUGUUGCACCAGUUUCCCCGAUUCCCCCAACAUUCAUACCUGCAGCUGUACCUCAGGCUCGAAAGGCAUCCUUGGCUCGGUUUUUAGAGAAGCGCAGAGAACGGACAAACACUUGUCCCUACAGUGUUGCAAAGAAAACAUCAGACUGCUCAUCCUCAACCUUGGAUCUGAUGGCCUGAUAUUUGCACAAUGGCCACCGCCAAGACUUUGGACUCAUCACAAAUUGGUGUGUCCUCCAUAUUAGAGAAGUUUAGAUAUAAUCAUCUAAAGCAAAUUUUGUCAAUCUGUUAGCUUAGAUUGAUUCUUGUUUUUAGUUUUUUUUUUUUUUUUUUAAAAAAAUAUAUUUUUCUUUUGUUCAAUUCAAAAGCUAAGAACAAUAUGUAUCUUAGCUGCUCCAUAUUUAUGUAAAAUAUUGCCUCUUAUUUAUUACCCAGAGAAACGAUGGGACUAUAUUUUGUAUUGCAUCAAGAUACUCAAGAGAUCAUUUUUUUUCCCUUGGAAAAAUUAUGCAAAAAACCACUCUUCUUAAUGAUUUUGCUA